Molecule: messenger RNA, 2289 nt
Organism: Trypanosoma theileri
Lineage: Eukaryota; Euglenozoa; Kinetoplastea; Trypanosomatida; Trypanosomatidae
Exons: 1
Coding region: 1-2289 (762 amino acids)
Biological process (GO): protein ubiquitination; mRNA processing; ubiquitin-dependent protein catabolic process
Cellular component (GO): nucleus
Molecular function (GO): ubiquitin protein ligase activity
Source: RefSeq, a predicted model, not a curated record
AUGUUGUACAAUGAUGUUAUGCAUCCCAUUAACAUUGCUUGGCUCUUGUAUGAUGUGCUGAAUGUCGCCGUCUUCUCUUUCAUCCCAGAGACAUUUCUCCGUAAGCGUAUAAAGAGAUCCUCACGCAGAGGCAGAAGAGGAACAGGAGAAGAGGAUGGGGAAGGAGGAGAAACAGAUCAAGAAGAUCAACGUAGUCAUCGUAGUCAUCGUAGUCAUCAUCAUCGUAGAAGUGGUGGUAGUAGUAGUCAGCCACCUUCUGUAAACACAAGUUUAAAUGCAUCUGCCUUUGCAAGUGGGGAAUUACCCCCGCAAGUGCCACACCGCAGUCGCAGUCACAGUGGCGGUCUACACGCACGACGUGAGAAGUCUACAAUCACAACAACAACAACAACAACAAAUCGCUGGCGAGAUUGGCGAUCUAUAGAUAUUACGAAACAAGCACGUGUAGUGGCACAUAUUUUACGAGCCACUCCUGUUGCCCUUUUACACUUUUUGUGUCAAUAUAAAACAGAUGUGGCAACUCUACCACUACUUCAAUUUUCAGAUCUCAACAAUCAUGCACGUUCUCUCUUGUGGUUUAGUGAAGAUGCUGUAUUUGCCUCUGGCGUUGUGGUUUCCUUCACCAUUACACGUGUGUUAUUGCGGGCUAUUCAACAAUAUAUAAAGGAACGAUUAUUAUUUGAGACAAAUCUCGUUGUACGUAGUCUUCGCAGUCGCCGGGCGUGGCGGAACACCUUUGGCUGGGCUCUCACGAUAAGUGCACACACCAUCACAGAUCCUAUUGCCUUCAGUACGGUUGCCUGUAUGUUACUUGCACGUAAAGGGAAUGUGCAGGAGUGGCGAGUAUUAAAGUAUACACCGGCGGGAAUUAUUGCCGCAGGGGCGGUGGGUUGUGCGGGUGUUGUGUUGGAGAUUAUGUUUACACCCGUUGCUGUGCAACUCUGUCAGUGUGGAGUCGUUCGGGUAUUUGAUGCCGCGGAGUAUUUACUACUUCGACGAUAUGCCACAGAAGCCUUGGAGUAUGAAGAAGAGGAAGACGAUGAUGAUGAUGAUGAUGAUAUGGAUAUAGAUAGUGUGGAUAAUAAUAAUAAUAAUGAUAAUAAUAAUAAUGAUGGGAGUGUUGUUGGAGAGAAGGAUAACGAUCAUGGUGAUGUGAGUGAGAUCAACAGGAGCAGGAACAACAAGAACAGCCAUGAGGAUGAGGAUGAUGAAAAGAAAAAGAAGAAAAGGAAACAGAAAGAGGAGGAGGAGGAAGAAGGGGAUAAGAGUAAGAAUAACGACAAUGGGAUUGUGGGAGAAGAAAAGAAGAAGGAAAAACGAGAACGACGACGAGAAAAAGAACACAGUAGAAAUACUAGCCACAAUAGCAGUCGAGAAGAAAUAGGUGGAAGUAAUGUGAACAGUGAAGAUGAAAAUGGAACAACAGAGCGUAGUCAUCACUCACAUAAACGACAUCGUUCAUCCUCAUCCGAAAAGAAGAAAGAAUCUCACCAUUCAUCUAAAUCUAAUCCACUCACAGAUGAUAGUGAAAAUGAACGGGCUACACAUAAUAAGGAAAGUAAGAAAGAUCAUAGUCAUCAUGCAACCCAUAAUAGUAGUAGUAUCAUCACUAGUGGUCGUACUCGGGAAAAGAGUAGAGCCGAAAAGAAAAAAGAAAGAGAAGAACGUCGUGGAAAAGCAAAGAAAGCAGAAGAAAGAGCUAUUGUACGAGCUAUUAUGUACCGUGUUGUCGCCUCUCUCAUUGCACAAUGUAUGGUCCAACAUCCAUUAACAGUUCUUGCACACAUGUUAUACAAUCGUGCCGUCCUUCACGGUGUGGGACUUCUCACGGUAUACGAUAGAUUCCCUAAUACACCACUUACUUGGCAUGCAUGGCUGCAGUUUCUCCGGUUUAGUGAUAAAAACUAUAAUGCUAGUGGAGAAGAAGAGAGUAGUGGUGUGUUAAUAGUGGAGAUAUUGCGGAGUAUGGGUUACUUUAUUGGACAUGAGGUGAGUAUGGUGAGUGGAAGUAUUCGCAACUGUUCCUCGCAGGAUGCCGGUAUUCGUGCACUCGUAAAGAAGGCAGAACAGAAACUCAAAAAUGAUGGUAAUAAUAAUAAUAUUACGAAUAGUAAUAGUAUUGAUACGGAUACGAAUCUUGGGAAUAGAGCAUUAGCGAUGGAAAGUGCGGAACUCAUGCUACGAAGUAUCGCAUCUCUCUCACCGCUUUUUACGGCGCUGCACUUUACAGCUAUUGAUAAAUUACUUGGAUUCUAUAUGGCUGUGUGGGUGCGGUUAAAUGAUAGAUAG